Fusarium venenatum is the source of this 1140-nucleotide messenger RNA. RefSeq lists its product as uncharacterized. Lineage: Eukaryota; Fungi; Ascomycota; Sordariomycetes; Hypocreales; Nectriaceae. The record is from RefSeq and is a predicted model, not a curated record.
AUGAGUCUCAAGUCAGACAUCGUCUGCGCCGUGGUCAUUACUUGGGUAGCGGCCUUGCUGGCGCAGAUCGCUCGUGUAUUCGCACGGCGCAUGACAAAAGUCCAAUGGUGGUGGGAUGACUACUUUUGCCUCGGCGCCUUUAUCGUUGGUAUUGGAUACAAUGUCGUGAUGAUCUACUGGACCGAAAACUGGUACCUUGGCUCGACGAUUCCCGAUACCGUGAGCGACGAAGAGUAUGAGAACAUCAAUCUCAACGCCCGGUUGAUGCAGUUCCUCAUCUCCCAGACAUACUCGUACUCGAUCGGCUUCUCCAAACUUUCCAUUCUUCUGUUCUACUGGCGCAUCUUCAAACAAUCCGCAAUCCGAAUCCCAAUCCAAAUUCUGCUUGGUCUUAGUAUAUCAUGGCUUAUUCUUAGGACGUUUAUGGUUACGUUCCAUUGUCUUCCUGUUCAGGCCUACUGGGAUAAGAGUAUCGAAGGUGCUGUAUGUAAGAUCAACGAUUCUCAGUUCUUCUUCGGUACCUGUCUUACCCAUUUUGCUCUUGACAUUGUUAUCUUGGCCCUGCCGAUUAUCGAAGUGUUCAAGCUUCGACUUCGAAUGGGACAAAAGAUUGCCAUCACUGCUCUUUUCGUUAUCGGUUUCGUUGUCUGUCUUGCGUCAACAUUCGUCGUGGUUGAAUCGAUUAGAUAUGAUGUCAACACAACUCAAAUGCCACGAGACAUGGCUCGAAACGACAUGUGGGGUGUUGUCGAAAUUAACAUCGCCAUUGUCUCUGGAUGCUUUCCUCUUCUACGACCCAUCUUCACCAAGAUUCUUCCCAAAAGAUUCCUCAGCUCUGCUGGAAGCAGUCAUCCAAUCAGCCGAACUACGAACGCUAUACGUCUUACAACUAUCAACCGCACCAUCAAAGAAAGGGAAGCAGACGACAACAGCUCUACGCAAGAACUGGCCGAUCCAGAGCGAGGAAUUCACGCCGACUUCGAAAUUAUCGAUAACAAGGAGGGUCCUCGGACUUACAUCUCCAGUCGUAACACUGAAUCAUUGCACUCAAGGGAGCAGGACAUGUCCGGUAUUUAUGUGCGAAACGAUGUUGUGCAAGAGGUCGAAGAAUCAAACUAUCCGUAUUCAAUGAAGCGGUAG